Messenger RNA from Ictidomys tridecemlineatus (thirteen-lined ground squirrel), 5067 nucleotides. It is a transcript of the gene Enc1, whose product is annotated as ectodermal-neural cortex 1. Gene Ontology annotation, molecular function: protein binding. The record is from RefSeq and is a predicted model, not a curated record. Gene Ontology annotation, cellular component: Cul3-RING ubiquitin ligase complex; cytoplasm. Gene Ontology annotation, biological process: ubiquitin-dependent protein catabolic process. NCBI's taxonomy places the organism in Eukaryota, Metazoa, Chordata, Mammalia, Rodentia, Sciuridae.
CCGCUGCGCCUCUUAUAGCCCGGCGCGCGGCUCCGGGGCGCAGACUGCUCCGGCAGCCAGAGUAGAGGUGGCGUGGCUGUGGCGCUGUGGAGACCGGGUCCAGACGCCAGGCGGCCGCCGGCGCUCACAGCGCUUCCUAGCUCCCUCCCCCAGAGUCCACAGCCCGCCUUCUUCUGCGGCAGGCGCCGCAGGCUCGCUCUCCCCUCUCGAGACGCGUUCGGGGAGACGCUCUGCGGAUCCCGCGCGCACGGUCCACGGCUAGGAGACCGUGAGACCGAGGCGAACCGCCAGCGGUUAGCCGGCCCUGAGCCUGUGCUCCAGGCGCGGUCCCCUCUCUCGCCGGCGCCCCAUGCGCCCUUCUUUCACUCGGGCUGUCGCCACUGCUUCCCGGGACUGAGUCGCCCGCUUCGUCGUCUCCACCCGUGAGACCGAGGCAAGAACCCAGCCAGUUGUUUGCGGAGGCCAGUCACCACUGCUGAGUGGAAACAAAAUGUCAGUCAGCGUUCAUGAGAACCGCAAGUCCAGGGCCAGCAGCGGCUCCAUUAACAUCUAUCUGUUUCAUAAGUCUUCCUAUGCUGACAGUGUCCUCACUCACCUGAACCUUUUACGUCAGCAGCGUCUCUUUACCGAUGUCCUUCUCCAUGCAGGAAACAGGACUUUUCCUUGUCACCGGGCAGUGCUGGCUGCGUGUAGCCGCUACUUUGAGGCCAUGUUCAGUGGUGGCCUGAAAGAGAGCCAGGAUAGUGAGGUCAACUUUGACAAUUCCAUCCACCCUGAAGUCUUGGAGCUGCUUCUUGAUUAUGCAUACUCCUCCCGGGUGAUCAUCAAUGAAGAAAAUGCAGAAUCGCUCCUGGAAGCUGGUGAUAUGCUGGAGUUUCAAGAUAUCCGGGAUGCAUGUGCUGAAUUCCUGGAAAAGAACCUGCAUCCCACCAACUGCCUGGGCAUGCUGCUGCUGUCCGAUGCGCACCAGUGCACCAAGCUGUAUGAACUAUCCUGGAGAAUGUGUCUCAGCAACUUCCAGACCAUCAGGAAGAAUGAAGAUUUCCUUCAGCUGCCCCAGGACAUGGUAGUACAGCUCUUGUCCAGCGAAGAGCUCGAGACUGAAGAUGAAAGGCUCGUAUAUGAGUCUGCAAUUAACUGGAUCAGUUACGACCUGAAAAAGCGCUAUUGCUACCUCCCAGAGCUGUUGCAGACGGUGAGGCUGGCACUCCUGCCAGCUAUCUACCUCAUGGAGAACGUAGCCAUGGAAGAACUCAUCACCAAGCAGAGGAAGAGUAAGGAGAUCGUGGAAGAGGCCAUCAGGUGCAAACUGAAAAUCCUGCAGAAUGAUGGCGUGGUGACCAGCCUCUGUGCCCGGCCUCGGAAAACUGGCCAUGCCCUCUUCCUCCUGGGAGGACAGACUUUCAUGUGUGACAAGCUGUAUCUGGUAGAUCAGAAGGCCAAACAAAUCAUUCCCAAGGCCGACAUUCCCAGCCCUAGAAAAGAGUUCAGUGCAUGUGCGAUUGGCUGCAAAGUGUACAUUACUGGAGGGCGGGGGUCUGAAAAUGGUGUCUCAAAAGAUGUCUGGGUUUAUGAUACCCUGCAUGAGGAGUGGUCCAAAGCUGCCCCCAUGCUGGUGGCCAGGUUUGGCCAUGGCUCUGCUGAACUGAAGCACUGCCUGUAUGUGGUUGGGGGGCACACGGCUGCAACUGGCUGCCUCCCAGCCUCCCCCUCAGUCUCUCUAAAGCAAGUCGAACACUAUGACCCCACAACCAACAAAUGGACCAUGGUAGCACCACUUCGAGAAGGCGUUAGCAAUGCCGCCGUAGUGAGUGCCAAGCUCAAAUUGUUUGCUUUCGGAGGUACCAGCGUCAGUCAUGACAAGCUCCCCAAGGUUCAGUGUUAUGAUCAGUGUGAAAAUAGGUGGACGGUACCGGCCACCUGUCCCCAGCCCUGGCGUUACACAGCAGCAGCUGUGCUGGGGAACCAGAUUUUUAUUAUGGGGGGAGAUACAGAGUUCUCUGCCUGCUCUGCUUAUAAAUUCAAUAGUGAAACUUACCAGUGGACCAAGGUGGGAGACGUGACGGCAAAGCGCAUGAGCUGCCAUGCUGUGGCCUCCGGAAACAAACUCUAUGUGGUUGGAGGAUACUUUGGCAUUCAGCGAUGCAAGACUUUGGACUGUUACGAUCCAACUUUAGACGUGUGGAACAGUAUAACCACAGUCCCAUACUCACUGAUUCCUACUGCUUUUGUCAGCACCUGGAAACAUCUGCCUUCUUAAACAUCCUAAAUAAGCAUGAGCUCCCUCCAUCACUCAGUGUGACAAUAGGAGAUUUCUACUUUGGAGCUGCCAAGUUUAAUGAAGAGAAAGAACAAAAGGAGGAGAAGUUGCUGUAAGACUCGAAUAACAUCCACUGCACCUUGUCAAUGCUCUAACUGGACAUGAAGGAAAGGGGUGAGGGAGGGGGUGGGAUUCUCAGUGCAAGUAGCACAUGGUUUAAAUAUGAAUGACUGAACCUGUGAUCUAGUCCUUGUCCUGUAAUUGUGGAUUAAUGUCAGCGUUAAUCAGCCCCUGAAAGGGAGAGAAAAGCUGGACCUUUUCCCUUGCUGUACCACAUUCAGCAUUUGAUUCCAUGGGCUCCGCCAUUUAUGUGUAAAAUUUGAAAUGGUUGUCACCUCUCUCUGAGGAGUGAGCUUGAAGCCUCCACACCGGCAGCUGUUGGUGAUUCAAAGCUUCAGCAUGGCCAGGAGGGAAGCUGGCUGAGCUGGCUGAAGAAUGAGGACCGGUGCGCUGGACUCUCCGUUAAUCUCGAAGGGGUUGUUCCUUCCCCCAGGAACAUUUCUGAACAAUGGGGACAUUGUUGGUAGCUGUUUGGUAGAUGUUCUUUUCUAUUUAUAAGUGACUUUAAACUUUCCCUUGGCUGUUAAGAAGUUUGUUAUAGAUAUAGCUAUUUAUUGUUUGAUGCCUGCAUGCUGAAACAAUGCUUACAGUUGUCUUCACGUGUAUGGAUGUGUGAAUGGUUGUAUGUUUUGCACAUUUUGUGGCUGUUGGGAUGUGCUUUGCUGCACAAAAAUGAAAAACUUUUGAGUUUUGAUUUGGAGUAUAACUGGAGGGUGGGUGGGGGUGGGCUGGAUUUUUAAAAUGUUAAGACAGGGAAGGAUUAUAAGAUGGAAACAUCCCAGAGGUAGAGAAAUCAUGGAGGUCACUUUUCUUAGAUUCACCACCUUUUUCUGGGGUUUCAUGGCGGGGGAGGGGGGGUAUGGUUAAGCUGGUGGCUGAUGAGAUGAAGGAGGAGUCCUUUUUUCUGCCUUUCUCCUUCCCAUCUGAUUUACCCAACAUCAGUCUCAGCUGCUGGAAUUUGGAAAGGACCAAAUUGUUUUGCAGUUUUUGGUUUUUUUUCUUUGUGUAAUAUCCUGCAGUCCUGGAAAAUUCUAUGGAAUAGUUCUGUAUAUAGGGUACAGGUAAAGACAUUGUCCAAAGUUUAUUUAUUUAUCUAUUUAUUACCCUAUAAGAAUGCUUUGUUGUGUAACCACAGUUAAUGGGAACAACCUAAAAUGUCACAAUGUAUAUUAAUUCACUGACCACAUUUGCUUGAUCUGGACUCAUUGUUCUCUGUUCUUGCUGUAGACUUUAGCAAGUGCUAGAAGUUCUUCAGAAAACAUUCACAUGGGUACAGUGUACACAUUAGUGCCCACCCUUAGGUAAAUGUUGAAAAAAACUCUUUGGUAUACAAAAGUGACACAUUUGGUCACAAAACACCAAAGAAUUGUAAGCAGUGGCCCUGUGGAGAGGGUUUCCAGGCUGGUUGGGAAUCAGUUGUGAAUACCUUCUUUGCUUGUUGGAGUGCUUGUUUACUAAACACGUGCUGUGGUAGCUCUUAGUGCUAGAUUUGAGUAGGUGCUUCUUCAGAGGUGUCUGGGGAAGACCAAAGUUUGCAGCUCGGUCUGCUUUGGUCCAUGUUUCUCACAUUGCUGUAUUUUAGAAAAUAGGGUUUAAGGCUGAUAACAACCUUUUACAUUGUGUGUUUGCAUUGUCUAAUGACAGAAAAAUCCUUAACAUUUCUCUCCACCUCAGUACUUUAGACUAAUUGUACAUGUCCGUCCUUGCCAUGAAUAAGUGGGCUCUAGUUGGACCAAAAUAAAAUAAAUGAGCUGUUGGAAUAAAAGAAUCACAUUACUGUCCAGCAGCUAGUCGUGGUUCCUAGAUGUGUUCUAAGCGAUGCAAAUGUCUAAUUGUACUCUGGCGGCAUAGUCGGUGUUGAUCUGUUGUAGCAGUUACAGCUCUGUAGUUUAUGAUGCAAAUCUGUCCAGAGAUGUGUGUGUCACUGCAUGACUUCUGAAAGCAGGAAGAAUUUUCUGCAGCUGUUUCAAAGUUGGGGCCUGUCCUUGAAUCCUCCAUUAAUUACUGUGUGUGAGCCAGAGGGAGCCACCGUAAGGGUGGGCCCCCAGCCUGCAGGGAACUUUCUGGACUCCUGCUCUUUGAAUUGAUGUAGGCAUUUGUGCUCGCUACUUGACCAUUCUCACCCUGUGAAACGUCCCACACUUUGAAGCAAAUACAAUUCACAGCACAGUACAUACAAAAACCUUGGCAUAAGACAGAGAAGGUUCUUCUCAUUUUGUGAGCUGGUUGCUGUAGAAACGGAUAACAAAGGGCAGCCUUCCACUUCUGGUAUAAUUGUGUAGCCCCUUUUCUCUGGGCUUGACACCUGUCUGAAUAAGAGUGAUUAGAGCUGCAUAAUAUCCCUCUCUUGGCUAUUGAAUAUGUGGUUCACGUACAGAACUCUGUAUAAGUUAGUAAAAUGUUCGUGUUCAUAUGUACUUGUUUGCUACUACUACAUUUUUGAGGUUUUGUAAAACAUUUUUUUUUCACAAUGUGAAACUGAAGGUCAAUAAAUUAUUAGAGAUUUUCUCUUCAUUGUGUGUGUGUGUGUGUCUUGUCAUUAUUUGAAUAUAACAUGAUAUUAGGCAUUGAAAACUGGAGCCUUUUUUUAUUUACUCACGGAUGGACAUUUCAAAUAUUUUUUGAAUGUGAUUUAUCUCACUGUUUUGUCACGUGUUUAUUAAAGUAGCUCCAUGCAUGAAAUAAAA